Molecule: messenger RNA, 2163 nt
Organism: Paramuricea clavata
Lineage: Eukaryota; Metazoa; Cnidaria; Anthozoa; Malacalcyonacea; Plexauridae
Source: the annotation of a GenBank genome assembly
AUGGAAUCGUGUACCCAAACAAUAUCGCAGAAAGAACUUGAUACGUCCAUCACUUCUAUCUGUGCCCUUGGCAAAGGGGAUGCAAUUUGGCUCACUUCCUUCACCACAGAUGAAAACAUGUUGGGUGACGACGGGGCUUUCCUUCCUUCUAAUGCCAGUUGUUGUCAAAUCAGAGUAAUUGACAUAGCACGAGAACAAGACAACGAUCAAGACGUCAAACGUGUAAAAGAGUUUAUCCGAUCUCAACAAAUUCCAACACCUAAAGAGCGAAAAUGUGAGACACCCGAGGUGAAACGAUUUCUGUUCGAAUUAGCAAAACUCCGAAUUGACCCUAGUUCUGGUAUUCUAUUCCACCGAUCACAAGUAGUUCUACCAAAAAAGAUGCGCCGUAGAGUGUACAAGGAACUGCACGAAGACAUGGGGCAUCUUGGAUUGGAAAGGGUUCUUGCUCUUACCAGAGAGCGUUUUUACUGGCCGUAUAUGAGACGAGAUAUAGAACAUUUUGUUACUCGUGUUUGCCACUGUUUAAAGAACAAGCGUCCCACACUUCCAACCCGUGAACCCCUCCAUCCCAUAGUUACGACUUCUCCCUUUCAACUGAUUGCCAUCGACUAUGUUCACCUUGAGCGCAGUUCUGGAGGCUAUGAGUACAUUUUAGUGAUCGUGGAUCAUUUUACUAGAUACGCUCAAGCAUAUGCCACGAAAAACAAAUCAGGUGCAACCGCUGCGGAGAAGAUUUUUAAUGACUUUGUUCCAAGAUUCGGCUUCCCGGAGAAGAUCCACCAUGAUAUGGGUAAAGAGUUCGAAAACAACCUAUUCAAGCAACUAGAGAAAUUGUCUGGGGUACGUCAUUCCAGAACCACCCCUUAUCAUCCUCAGGGGAAUGGUCAAGUCGAGCGAAUGAAUAGAACUUUGCUUGGAAUGCUGCGGACUCUGCCAGAAGCUCACAAGACAAAGUGGAAAGACCAUCUGUCUAAACUUGUCCAUGCAUAUAAUUGUACUCGCCACAAAGCCACCGGCUACGCUCUUUUCUUUCUCCUGUUUGGCCGCUCUCCACGACUACCCAUUGAUCUAGCGUUCAACCUGAGAGAUAAAGAUGGUACCACCACCUAUUCCCAGUAUGUCUCGAAGUGGCAAACAGCAAUGAAGGAAGCAUACGCCAAGGCUUCCAACCUAGCAUCGAAGAACGCCUCGCGAGGUAAAAAGCAGUACGACAAGAAAGUCCGAUCGACAGUUCUUCAACCUGGAGACCGGGUCUUAGUACGGAAUUUGACACCAAGAGGAGGCCCGGGGAAGUUGCGGUCUUUCUGGGAGGAUGAGGUACACGUUGUAUUAUCAAGGAAAGGCCCAGACAGCCCCGUAUAUGACGUCCAAUCGGAGUCCAAGAAGAAACCUCGUACGUUACAUCGCAAUAUGCUACUCCCCUGUGAUUACUUGUCUACCGAAUUGGCCGUGGCAGCGCCUAGACAACGUCGCGACCAGGAUCGUUUAUCUACCCAUAACACAUCUAUUGAUGACAGUUCAUCAGAUGACGAGGAAGAGUACCCUUCAGUUUCACAUCGCAUGCCAUUAACUGCCGACUCGAAGCACGAUGUAUCCGAUGGAGAACAAUCGCUGGAGCUACCAGUGCAGGUCGAAGACAACGUAUCAGACGAGUUACAGCCGGAUAAUCGGAGUGGUAAUAUCCUACCCACUGAAGGCGAACCUGAGGAACCUUUCGAGAUACAAGGAGAAACAACUGAAGAAAUUUCGGAACAGCAGGAUGAACAUGUACCUGUAUCUGAUGGGGGGCAGGAAGCCCUUCCUCCUACUAAUAGCCCUCCACCAAGAAAUCGACAAGCUCCACAACGACUCACCUACUACGCUCCAGGACAUUCGGCCUGUUGUUAUUGUGGAGCAGUGAUGCUGCCAUUCAACCAUCGAACAUCCCAAUCCCCUUACCUUCCACCAGAGAGACAACCUUACCGCCAAACUCUGCUGCAACCCUGCGAAGUCCCACAACCCUUCCAAAUGUCCGCACCUUUCCAAAUACCACCACCUUUCCAAAUACCACCACCUUUCCAAAUACCACCACCUUUCCAAAUACCACCAUCUUUCCAAAUACCACCACCUUUCCCAAUAUUACCAACAUAUCAGAUCCCACAACCCUACCAACUCCCAUAA